AGGAACUUAAGAUGGCGAGCAUCCAACCUGCACCGGUUAACCUAAAUGCAGGAAUUCUAGAUAACUUAUCCCCGCAGCCGCAAUAACCCGUCAGUCCUCUAUCACUGGAAUCUUCUUUCACCACAGCUCGCACCGGCCCCGUCUCCUCUCCUCUGCAACCUUCAACUCUACGCCCGUCGUUCUCAGAGGCGAAAGCAUGGAGUUCCCGGACGGUGAAAUAUUGAACUUUUAGAGAAGCUCACUGGCGGUACGAGCAUUUGCAGUCUUAACAACUGCAACGGAGUAUGUUGUUUCAAGCCAGCAAUUCAAAACAGAAAUAAUGCCAGUCCAUAUUUCUUCGUUGGGAUUCCCAUCAGGGUAUAUGGUUUCUGAUUGUAAUUUCCUUUAUUACCAAGGAGCAAUAGGAAGAAGUGCAAUGUCAUUUUCACCAAACAACAGAAGACAGAAACUCUUUCUAGAAGCAAAUUUAUCAUUGAGGACAUCUGUUUCUCGUUAUCCUUCAAUUGUGUCCAUGUGUAAGGGUAGUUCAAACAAGAGAAACCCUGAUUUUUCUAGGAAGUACAGAGGAUCAUCAAAAGGCAAAAGACAGAGCCAAGAAAAAGAAAACUCUGAGAACCCGGAGGAUAAUCUGCUUUCCUCUAAAAAUGGGUCUCUCGUUUCCCAUUCCAAUAACCAAAGGUUUUCUGCCACUGCCACCCCUGGGAGAAGGGAGAAGGAGAUUGUUGAGUUAUUUAGGAAGGUGCAGUUACAACUAAGAGAGCGAGCAGCAAUUAAGGAAGAGAAGAGAGUUGAAUCUGCACAGGUCGGCCAGGGAGAUAGAGGAACUGUAGAUUCUCUUCUCAAAUUAUUGAGGAAACAUUCGACGGCACAAAGCAAGAAGAGCAGCAGCAGUGAUGAUGGCUAUGGCUAUGAUCUGGAUCAGCCUGAGAGGGCCAAUCCCUUUGAUGAAGCAGAGAGAAGUGACUUGUUUGAAGAGGAACAUAAUUCUAACUUCUUUGAAUCUGAUCAUCUUGGUACUCAGGAUGUGGUUCAUGACCUGAAACCUCCCUUUCCUUCAAGCAGGAGGCCUAUUUCAAGAUUUAAACGCAAGUCUCCUGUACCUAAAGUGAAAUUUCAGCCUGUUUUGUCCGACGAGGAAGAAGGUAGAAGAAGUUUAAGACCCACGUUGAAUUCACAAGAGAUGGCAGGUGUGGCAUCUGAGCCCGAGAUUGCGGUGCUUGAUCCUCAACCUCAGCAUCUAGUCGAGCUGGCACAUGAUCAUUCGGCGAACCUCGAAUCUUUGGAUGCUGAGAGUAAAAUGGGGUUUGAUCAAUCCGACCCAUCUGAUUCUGAUUUGGAUGAAACUAGCCCAGAGAUGUCAGAGCCACCUAUGAUACAGGAAUCUGAUUUGGGCUCCAUGAAACUCUCUGAAUUGAGGGGGCUUGCAAAGUCUAAAGGCUUCAAGGGAUAUUCCAAGCUUAAGAAAAUUGAGCUUUUGGAAUUGUUGACUGAGAACACUGAUUGAGCUCACUGCAAUGCAGUGGAUGGAUAUUUUGAUGCUCUUUUUUAUGUGCUAGUCACUGUGUUAUUUAUUUAUUUGUUUUUUUUCCUGCUUUCGUAACUAGUGCUGCUAUUUAUUGCCAGUUAAACAAAAAUUAUGAAGGGCUGCACCCAUCCAUGUUCUGCAUUGAUAAUUGUAAUUGUCUACUGCCAUUUACUGCUAAACUUCUAAUAGCUUACUCAUUCACCAUUUUA
Messenger RNA from Phalaenopsis equestris, 1734 nucleotides. Its product is annotated as SAP-like protein BP-73. The record is from RefSeq and is a predicted model, not a curated record. NCBI's taxonomy places the organism in Eukaryota, Viridiplantae, Streptophyta, Magnoliopsida, Asparagales, Orchidaceae. The transcript has 4 exons. Bases 320 to 1504 code for a protein of 394 amino acids.